Molecule: messenger RNA, 1111 nt
Organism: Ricinus communis (castor bean)
Lineage: Eukaryota; Viridiplantae; Streptophyta; Magnoliopsida; Malpighiales; Euphorbiaceae
Product: transmembrane protein 205
Exons: 3
Coding region: 140-769 (209 amino acids)
Source: RefSeq, a predicted model, not a curated record
CUUCAAGAGAUAACAAAAUUUUCAGAAGGAAAAGAAGUUUCUCCAGUUCCGCCUGGUGACUUUUUUAUUUGGCAAUUUUGGUUGUAUAGAAGUAAAUAAACCAAACCCACUGGUUGUUCCAUUUCUCGAAUCGUCGACGAUGGGUUGGUUAACUCGAUUUGUAGCAGCAGUGGCUUUCUUAGCCAUAGGCAUAAUAUUUUCCCCAGAAACCUUUGGAUCAAAGUCAGUCGGUCAACUGUCCACUUACCUGAAACUGGCUCACCUCCUCUGCUUUUCCACGGCUUUUGGUGCCGCUCUUUGGGUCACCUUUAUCGGUGGCAUCAUCAUGUUCAAGAAUCUUCCAAGGCAUCAGUUUGGUAAUCUGCAAAGCAAGAUGUUUCCUGCAUAUUUUUGGUUGGUAGGUGUGUGCUGCGCGAUAUGUGUGGCAUCAUUUGGUUAUUUGCAUCCCUGGAAAUCAGCAUCCACCGCAGAGAAGUACCAGCUUGGGUUCUUGCUUUCUUCCUUGGCUUUCAAUCUUGCUAACUUGUUUGUGUUCACUCCCAUGACUAUUGAGAUGAUGAAGCAAAGGCACAAGGUGGAGCGAGAACAGAACAUUGGAGAAGAAGUUGGAUGGUCAAAGAACCAGGAAAUUGCAAAGACUAAUCCAAAGCUUGCUGCCAUGAACAAGAAAUUUGGCAUGAUCCAUGGUUUUUCAUCCCUUGCCAAUAUUAUGUCUUUUGGCAGUCUUGCCAUGCAUUCGUGGUACUUAGCAGGUAAGAUGAAUCUGUAAUAUUGAAUUUCAGAUUGAAACUUGUUUAAGGCUAUGGAUUAUAUUUAUUGGAUAGACAUAAGUGCUCUCUCGUUGAUAUAUUUUCGUAGUUCCUGGCCAAGUUAUGUAGUUUUUGGAAGUGUAAGAAGUUCAUCAUCCUCAGAUAUGUUGAAAUGGUUAUGUACUUUUGAAAGUUCAAGAAGUCCAUCAUCGUCAAUGAAGUUCACAUGAGGCUAGUAGUUGUCUAGUUGAUGGAUAUAUACUUGUGCUUUUCGAUAUGAGAUGUUGAAACAAGCAUUCUAGUUCUCAAACAAUAAUUGCCCUUUGGCUUUUUAUGUAUACAAUUAUCUUUCAUUUUGAGAA